GAGCUGAAAAUCUUAAAGUUGUGAUCGGUGAAAGAAAGAUCCGGACUAUGAAAGAGCGCAGUGGCUCAAACCUGCCGCAUGGUGCUGAGACGAAGCAUGCCGAAGAGUUUUCUCUCUUUCCAAUAAAGUUAUUAUUUUUGCUUCUUAACCUGCUUUGCAUUCAGAGCGGCUCUGGUCUUGUUUUCAGUCGCACUGGCAGCUGAGUGCUAACAUUUUUUUUUUUUUUUUUUUUUAAAGACAAUUUUUGAAGACAUUUGCGAAACUUCUCUGUAAUCUUCAAGGCGUUAAGAAACACGGAAAAACAACGCGCCUGUAACUUUUUUUUUGUCGUCUCCACGCGCUUUUACGCACGCGCUCCACUGAACUGUGGAACAACGGACAGACUCUCUAACUGUGAAGUGAUUUUAUUUCACCAGCAGGAUUUUAAAAGGUUUAUUUAAUGGUUAUGGUGGCGAACAACCCAGACCUGCCGCCCAUCGACUGUACCGACUCCUGUGAGAUGGAGGCGGACGCGGACGCCUCGCGGACCCCGGGCUCCCCGCACGCGACCGGGGACGUGGCGUGGUGCAAGACGCCCACCGGCCACAUCAAGCGGCCUAUGAAUGCGUUCAUGGUAUGGUCGCAGAUCGAGCGGCGCAAGAUCAUGGAGCAGUCUCCUGACAUGCACAACGCAGAGAUCUCCAAGCGACUGGGAAAGCGCUGGAAGCUCCUGCGAGACUGCGACAAGAUCCCGUUCAUCCGCGAGGCCGAGCGCCUCAGACUCAAACACAUGGCAGACUAUCCGGACUACAAGUACCGGCCGAGGAAGAAGGUCAAGACAUCCGCUAGUGCAUGCAAAGCUGGCGGGGAAAAGGGGGACAAGGGGGUCACCAGUGGCGGGAAGUCAUCAUCCAAAAAAAGCCACGGCUCUAAUAAAUCUCCCGGCAGGACGCACAAGAAGUCUGGCUCUCUCGAAGCCGUCAGUGAUGCGCUUUAUAAACCGCGGGCAGCGUCUUCUGCAAAGCAGAUACCGGACAAGCCGGUGAAGCGCGCUCACUCAGGCUCAGAAAGCCUCGCCCCCUCCGCCGCCGUGCCCGCGAGCCCGACACUGAGCAGCUCGGCUGAGUGCGGAGAGCCACCGAGCCUCUACGAUGACGCGGGGACGCGCUUCAAACACGCUCGCGCCUCCUCUCCGACCCCGUCCGCCUCGCACUCCUCCUCUUCCUCCUCCUCGCACUCCUCGGAUGAAGAGUUUGAAGACGACCCGCUGGACUUCGACCCCAGUCCCGGUGGCUUUAGCGGCGGAUUCGGUAGCGACACGUGCCUGGACCGAGACUUGGACUUCGGUUUCGAGUCGGGCUCCGGCUCGCACUUCGAGUUCCCGGACUACUGCACGCCCGAGGUGAGCGAGAUGAUCUCGGGUGACUGGCUCGAGUCCACCAUCUCUAACCUGGUGUUCACGUAUUGAGCCCAGAUCUUAAGACUUGGCGUUGAGAACAACAACAAAAAUAAAUAAAUAAAUAAAUAAAUAAGUAAGUAAAUCCCAAGCGUCCUGCGACGUGCAAGGCGACGCGACUGAACGACGCGAAUCCCACCUGUUUCAUAUUAAAACGCUGUGGGCUCUCACACGCAGAUGAAAAACAGAUUUACAGAAAAGGAAAGACAAAAAGGAGGAUGCUAGAAGUUGUUAGUGCGAGCAGGAAGAGCUCAGAAGUUGCACAGAGACUUGUGGAGGCUGAGAUUGUCGUCAAAAGGGACAUUUUAUAAUCGAUAAAGCUGAUCGCUGAUGGACUGAAAAGGUGAGCGAUUAGUUUAGUGUGACUAAACCGGGCUCCGAAAUGAACUGAAUCGCAUGAUGAGUACGGUUUUGCCUGUGAAGUGCGAGCCGUAUCGGUUUUUAAGAAAAAGAAGAAGAAGAAGACAAAAAAACAAAAAAAAAAACAAACAAAACUAUCACCAGCUUUUUUCCCGUUAACGAGAUGUCAGGUGUUUAAGCGCAACUCAGACGGUUCAGCUUUUUUUCCUUACACUACAGAUCAGGACCAAAAUACGUCCGAGAAGCGUGCUCUCUCUCUCUCUCUCUCUCUCUCUCUCUCUUUCUCUCUCUCGCUGUUUUUUAUUUGAACCUCUCCACCCUGUCAAUCCCUCCUUUCUAACCCAUUUGUGCUCAGAACAAACAAUUUUAUACCAAUGUAUUUAUAACGCUCCAGAUGUUUGCGUUUGCAUUUUUGUUUUUUCUUUUGUGUUUGUUUUCAGACAAAAAAAAAAUAAAAAAAAAUAAAAAUAA
Hemibagrus wyckioides is the source of this 2266-nucleotide messenger RNA. It is a transcript of the gene sox4a, whose product is annotated as SRY-box transcription factor 4a. Lineage: Eukaryota; Metazoa; Chordata; Actinopteri; Siluriformes; Bagridae. Gene Ontology annotation, molecular function: DNA-binding transcription activator activity, RNA polymerase II-specific; RNA polymerase II cis-regulatory region sequence-specific DNA binding. The record is from RefSeq and is a predicted model, not a curated record. The transcript has a single exon. Gene Ontology annotation, biological process: positive regulation of transcription by RNA polymerase II; cell differentiation; anatomical structure morphogenesis. Bases 440 to 1447 code for a protein of 335 amino acids.